Molecule: messenger RNA, 2859 nt
Organism: Lasiodiplodia theobromae
Lineage: Eukaryota; Fungi; Ascomycota; Dothideomycetes; Botryosphaeriales; Botryosphaeriaceae
Exons: 1
Coding region: 1-2859 (952 amino acids)
Source: RefSeq, a predicted model, not a curated record
AUGCCGCACCUUGGACGCUUCCGACGCCUGUUUUCCAGGCUCAGAGCGCUUAGUCAUGCAAACGAAGACAUUGGCGCGUCCAACAGCCCGAGGGACCAGGCGACCGCCAACUCAUCCACCCACACCCAUGCUGCAGCUGGUAGGGAGUUCGAAGGGACUCACUACCACACUCUGCUUCCACCCUCUCCGGAGGCGCAUAUACCUGAUCACAACACUGAGGGCCCCUGGCGUCCACCCACUCCGGACCGGGUCAUGGGCACGCAGGAGGGUGCCAACCACCUGCGCACCUUCCAACAUCUCCCCGGAGAGGCCCAAGUCAGGGCAAUCUGGCUCCACCAGAACGAGGGAAUGACUCUCGAACAAGCAAUCGCAACCGCCGCAGUCGAGCUUCGUCUGCGCCUGCUCGAAUAUCCUGUCCAAGCCCGUGAGGCGCACACGGCAGCUGUUCGUCUGACCCUCCAGCAGGUCAAUGAAAACCUGUUUACUGAGUGGAUCCUCCUGAGCGUCCUUGUUCAAACUCUUCCCCCUUCCCAGCAGGCAGUGGGACAGCGCAUCCUCGGGCUGCUGUCUGCGGAUCCUCGUGAUAUCAAGAACAUAUACCAGGCUAGGCGCGCAGCAGUUGGGCUUGGUAAUGACUCCAUUAACCGUGCCCUCGAUCGUAUCAACGACAACGCGGCGUCGUUCCGCCGCAACGAAGAAGAUAUCCGCGGCCUCCAUCAAUACGACAGGCACCACCCCUUGCCCGAGCCUGAGCCCAUCGAGGGCCCACCAGAGGGCAUGGUCACCCCGGAGGAUGUCCUCAAGAGUGAGAAGCACUUCGAUUCAAGCACUGAAGCCAUGGAAUUUGCAAUCACUGGCUACACCAGGGUCCUCAAUGACUGGCUGCAGGGACUCUGCCAAGAGUUCGCUUCCGAAGACGAUCCUGUCCUUGAGAAGCUGGCUGAGUUCAUGCUCUCAUGGGCUCGCUACGUUCACACUCCGGCAGAAACGCGUCAACGUCAAGUUCUCAAUUACCCCUUCAACCGGUCAGCGUGGGAUGACCCGUUCACGACCGAUCCCGGCUCCAUUCUCCUUGGCGCCUUUUUCAAGUGUGCCCUGGUCAGGCGCGAUCACCCACCCCUCUACCACCUGAACCUCAUCGCCAAUUGGGACGACUGGGACAUCAGGAAGCCAGCUGCCGCUGCCAUGCUCGCAUCGGACAACCUUAGAAACAUGCAUAAGGCCGCAAAGGCGCAUCUGGAUGGCAGCCGAUCAGCCCUUUGCCUCGAGCUCGCAAGCUUGCGGCCCACGGCCACGCCUGGCCUUUUGAACGGUCUGCUUGGAGCGCUCCAGGCUCAUAACUGCGAUGAGACCCACCUCGAGAUGCUGCGCACUGUCAACGAAGAUGAGAUUCUUACAUGGCCUCUCGCUAUUCAGUGCCGGCUCUACUCAGUCAUUAUGCUGUCUCAUGCCAUGAAGAGGCUCGCCUUCCUGUGCAAUGGCAGCAGGAUGCUUGCUCAGAGCCUCAACAAGCUGGACCCGUUCCUCUCAGAGACCGACGACUUGAUGCAAGCCAUGUUCAAGAUCUACGGGAGGGCCAGGCGGCACGCGUUCGCGGCAUGGAACGGAGCCAUAUUCCGCAGCUACCACUAUGACGCGAUCUACGAGUUCAGAGACAUGCUCGAGUCCUGCAGCAACCAGCGCGCGAAGACCUUGAUGCUUACAAAGAUUCCCGAGUCUGGCUGCGGCGCAGACCUCCAACGCGUCCGCGACAUCGCGGUCGCUGCUAACGUCGAGAAGUCCAUUCGAGACAGCGCCCAGAUGCUGUUGUGGCAGCAGCAAGACCUUGAAAAGCUCUCCGAGCACAUCCGGACGCUUGAGCAGCGCCACAGUGCCUACCUGUCCCGCAUCGAUAUCCGGCAAGCCGUAGAGAUCCUGGCUGCCGAGUCCACGAGCUACAGCUACGAGCCUCGCUACAUCCGCGAGUACGUCAUCAGCAAGAUUCCCUCCAGCGCCGCCCACCUCGACUGCCUGGGCCGCUCGGACUUCGGUCCCGCCCUGCGCGAUGCCGUGUCGGAUGCCAUUGCUGAAGAAACCUAUGGUGCUAUCGACCUUGCCAGGGCUUUCUACACCGCCUCGCUGCAGAGGCCACUUCAAAGCACGGUCGCCAUGAUCCGCGACCACCUCCAGGGCGUCGCGCAUGAGGGCUUGUCUUUCGCGUCUGCUGAUGUCUCGCUUGUUGCCCGUCUGUUGCUUCGUGGCGUCUACUACAGCUACGUCGAUCUGCCCCCCAGCGGGCUUGCCCAGGCGCAGGGUCUAUCCCGUCACUGUUGGAUCCUCGGACUGCUGGGUGCCUGGCUGGAAUGGCACAUCGACGUCGUGCUCAUGACCAGCAACGUACUCAUGGCACUGGACACGCACGAAUGGAAGCACCCUGGCCGGUCGGCGAUGUUGCGCUGGCCGGAGACGAGGCUGGCACAAGCGCUCACCGCAGAGGACAAGGACUGGGAUAGAGUUGAAGCUUCGCUGGCUGCGGAGGAGGGGAAUGUGGUGUCGCUGGAGAUGAAAGAUCAGUUCUACGAGCAUCUCCAUAAGCUCAGGCUCCUGCGCGACGCAACGAACAAGUACCUCGGCCUGCCAGAUGCCAUCGACACGAGGGUCCUGCCGGAGGACUUUCAAGCGGCUGCCACGGCCUGUGGUGCUCGGAAGGAUGAGAGCUUUGAUAUGCUCCAUCGGAUGAUCAAGUUCAACGGUUCGGUUCUGGACGGCGGUAGCGUGUCUGUGGACGCAACUGGCUGGGAGGACGCACACGAAUACCAGCUGCGCCAGAUGAGGCUUUCCCACUUGUCUCGAUCGCGCAGGGAUUCCGUGUUGAUGUGA